UUCCAAUCCGUUUUAGACUCUUACACAAGUCUAGCCUCGAGCAUUCUAAACAGCUCUUUGAACAGURAGYCACUAUGUCUUUUUUCCUAAAGCUAUCAGCCUCUCUCGUGUUUCUUUUGAAUGUCUUAGACAUCAAUUCUUGCCAUUCGUCUUACCCUCCAAACUACGACAGGGAAAAAGGUCUUCUUUUUGACUUUUAUCCUGCUCAAAAGCUAAACCUUCCAAAGGGAGCAAUGAAGAAAACCAAGUAUGUUGCUGAUAACAUGGAAUGUGUGUUCGAAUGCAUGGGUGUCCAUUGGUGCCGUUCAAUCAAUUUUAAAAUCGCUCCUCGAUCGAACGGUCUCCACGCCUGUCAACUGAUUUCAUCCGAACAGUUCUCUGGGAAAGAGUACAUGGAUCCUAACAAGGCGUACAAUCAUUAUAGUGUCAAGAAUCCAUGUCAAGAAAAACCCUGUCUUAAUAAUGGUACAUGCAUAUUCCAAGAGAACAGGCAAAAUUAUCACUGCGAGUGCCGUGARGGAUUUGACGGAGAKCACUGCGAGAAAGAUUUCAAAGCAAAGUUUACAAAUCUUGGUGCUAGUGGACGCUAUGGUCCUUUUUCUAAUGGUGGUCACUACAAUGGUCAGGAUCAUCAAGGACAAGUUACUCUGUCAUCGGGAAUCCAGAUCUGGACAGUGCCAUUCACUGGUAGUUAUAGAAUAGAAGCAGUCGGUGCAAGUGGUGGUUAUGACAACAUAGCAAAUUCACGGUCAUAUCGAGGUCGAGGUGCUCGCAUGAUUGGUACUUUUGCAUUAAGAAAGGGAGACCGCAUUAAGAUACUGGUUGGUCAAGAAGGAGGUGUAAAUGCAAAAUCUCGGGCAUCUGGAGGAGGAGGUGGAAGCUUUGUGGCAAAGUAUGACAACAGACCAUUGAUUGUUGCUGGAGGAGGAGGUGGUAUAGAAAGCGCUACGAAGCACCAUUCUCGUUCGGACGGCACUGUGUAUACAUCUGGAAAUCCUGGGUCUGGUGGAAGUCAAUGGGCUGGUGGAAAAAAUGGCCAAGGAGCCACAAAGGCUGACAGUGGCAAUUCAGGUGGAGGUGGAGGUGGCUUUUAUUCAUCUGGUCGCAGCAGCAAGCAAUUUGGCGGAUCUUUUGGUUACGGUGGAGAAGGWGGAAAAGGAUUCUUACAGGGAGGUGUUGGAGGAAGGCCCAGAAAGUAUGGCAUUGGUGGCUUUGGAGGGGGUGGAGGUGCUUACGGAAAUGGCGGUGGCGGAGCGGGUGGUGGUGGGGGAUAUUCAGGAGGGGCUUGUGGUGACAAUAACGGUGAUUCUUCUGGAGGAGGGGGAGGGUCAUAUAAUAGUGGAUCAGAUCAAAGCAAUACAUGCUGCUACAACAGCCACGGUCAUGGCUAUGUUCUCAUUUCUGCAGUUUGAAAUGAAAUUUAACUUGAAAUUUACUUUAGAAUGCAUACUAGUUUAGUGACUUAAUUUUCACAAUUUUCGAUUUUAAUUCUCUUUUGGUGCAUUUUACUGUGAUUACUGUCAACAGUUUAAAUUGUAAGCAAAUGUUAAGGUGGGUCAUAAAUAAAACGCUUGAGUAAUCCUGA
Molecule: messenger RNA, 1585 nt
Organism: Exaiptasia diaphana
Lineage: Eukaryota; Metazoa; Cnidaria; Anthozoa; Actiniaria; Aiptasiidae
Product: loricrin
Exons: 5
Coding region: 75-1412 (445 amino acids)
Source: RefSeq, a predicted model, not a curated record